Cephus cinctus (wheat stem sawfly) is the source of this 1442-nucleotide messenger RNA. RefSeq lists its product as uncharacterized. The transcript is spliced from 10 exons. Gene Ontology annotation, molecular function: protein binding; RNA binding. NCBI's taxonomy places the organism in Eukaryota, Metazoa, Arthropoda, Insecta, Hymenoptera, Cephidae. The record is from RefSeq and is a predicted model, not a curated record. Bases 145 to 1275 code for a protein of 376 amino acids.
UCUACACGCAAUAACUACACGAACAAUUUUCGAUUCUUUACAUGAGAGUAAGAAAGAAAAAGGUUUGGAGGAAAAAGAUAGAAAAUAAAAUAAGAAAAACAGAUUGAAUCUUGAUACCGAAGGUGGUAAUAUUGGAGGCGCAAAAUGAAUAUGAGGCCCAACAGAUAUCGCAGCCAUAAAUCUCCUGAAUCGCAAAAAAAUACAUGCAACACACAAUGGUUGAUCCAGCAAAUGAGAAAAAUGUCACAUGAAUUAAAUGUACAGAAAAAUAUUUUUGAUCAUGAAAUUCAAAGAAUUUGUAGAAGAAGUCUUACGGACUGUGACAGACAUUUAUUUAGAUUUCUAUCUAGUCGUCAUGAAAAUUUCCAAACCAUCGAAAGUAGAUUAUCGCUUAUUUUAAAUAGAUUAAAAAAACGACUAGCACUUUUGAGGUCUAAAAAUACUCGUGAAAGAUUAGAGUCUUCAAGUAGGAGGAGCCUAUCAGUCACAGAUACAGAGCGCAGAGAAGUCAAAAUAGUAUAUAGACAAGAGGGAGAAGAAAUUAGGCGGAAAUCUGACCAGACUGAAUUGAAUGAAGAUCAAGGUCAGAUGGCUAUACCUGGUACUUCUAAGGAAGAUCAAAGAUCAUACUCCCAUCAAGAAAUUAUAGGCUCUGAAAGUACAGCGACAAAUCGUUCCCGCACACCUUCACGCGUGUCGAUGGAUAAUAAUUUUAGACUGGAAGAAACUGAACAUCCUCAGGAAAAUUCAACACGUGGUGAAAGUCACAUAAAGAAAAGUGUCAAGGAGUUGGAGAAAACAACGACAGCUAUUCAAUCUUCACGAUCUAGAUCCAGAGAUCGUUCCCAUUCUAUAGAACAGCCAAGAUUACGUACAGAAGAAUAUGAGCAAACUCGCAAUGAUAAUCGUCAAAGAUCUUUGCGAGUGAGUGUGCCAUCUUAUAGAUCUUAUCAAGGAAGAUCAAGAAAUCUUUCAAAUGGGAGACAGGAGAGAUUUAUAGAGAGAGAGAGAAAUUGGAGUACAGAGAGAGAUAGACCUUCCGUGAGAAGUUCGUCGGAUCAUUACAAUAGACAGUACAAUGUUAUAUUUGUACCGGUUAAUUACGAGGAAAAUUACCCUUUUCAUUGGAAUCCAGGGUAUGAUUUGAAUUAUAAUCCACCGCCACUUUAUGGACCAGAAACAUGGUACCCGUCUCACUAUAUGAGGGGUAUCAUGCCUAGAGGAAGUCGUGGGGGCAAUAGAAGAUUUCAUCGAUCAUCUUCGCAAACAUUUUGAUGAUGUACAUCUUCAAGAGUUCACCUCCAGGAUAUUUCCUCUAAGCUUGCCAUUUUCUGUUUAUCUUACGAACUGUUUCAUUAUAAAUAUAUGCAUCCGCUACAUAUAUAUAUAUAUGUUAACAUCUUAUAUAUUCUAGUGGAAAUAUAAGUUCUUCUAUCAUCUUC